Messenger RNA from Apaloderma vittatum (bar-tailed trogon), 1336 nucleotides. RefSeq names its product suppressor of fused homolog (Drosophila) (gene SUFU). Gene Ontology annotation, cellular component: cytoplasm; nucleus. The annotation marks the transcript as partial. Lineage: Eukaryota; Metazoa; Chordata; Aves; Trogoniformes; Trogonidae. The record is from RefSeq and is a predicted model, not a curated record. The transcript is spliced from 9 exons. Gene Ontology annotation, molecular function: transcription factor binding.
AUUGAAAAGUGAGAACAGACAAGUGGAUCUUCGUUCCCAUCCAGUUCAGUAUCUUUGUUUUCAUUUAUUCCAGAUUGUUGGGGUUUGCACGGAGGAACUGCAUGCGGCUCAGCAGUGGAACGGGCAAGGGAUCUUGGAACUGCUUCGGACUGUUCCAGUAGCUGGAGGCCCCUGGUUGAUAACAGAUAUGCGAAGAGGAGAGACAAUAUUUGAGAUUGACCCACAUCUGCAAGAGAGAGUCGACAAAGGGAUUGAGACAGAUGGCUCAAACCUGAGUGGAGUGAGUGCCAAAUGUGCUUGGGAUGAUCUCAGCCGACCCCCAGAGGAUGACGAAGACAGCAGGAGCAUCUGCAUUGGGACCCAGCCGCGGCGGCUCUCUGGGAAGGAUACAGAGCAAAUCAGGGAGACUUUGCGAAGAGGGCUUGAGAUUAACAGCAAACCUGUUCUACCUCCAAUAAAUACACAAAGACAGAAUGGGUUGAACCAUGACCGAGCACCAAGCCGUAAGGACAGUUUAGAAAGCGAGAGCUCGACAGCUAUCAUUCCUCACGAGCUAAUCCGCACGAGACAGCUGGAGAGUGUACACCUGAAAUUUAACCAGGAGUCUGGAGCACUCAUUCCCCUCUGUCUCAGGGGAAGGCUCUUACAUGGACGGCACUUUACCUAUAAAAGUAUUACAGGGGACACAGCAAUCACGUUUGUAUCAACGGGAGUAGAAGGAGCCUUUGCUACAGAAGAGCACCCCUAUGCAGCACAUGGACCUUGGUUACAAAUCCUAUUGACCGAAGAGUUCGUAGAGAGAAUGCUGGAAGAUUUAGAAGAUCUGAAUUCUCCAGAGGAAUUUAAACUUCCAAAGGAGUACAGCUGGCCUGAAAAGAAACUGAAAGUUUCCAUCUUGCCAGAUGCCGUGUUCGACAACCCGCUGCAUUAGAGCUGAAUUACACCCUUCUAACAACUGGGAGAGCCAAGUUACUGUCCAUUACCCAGUGACUCACAGGAUAAUUAAUGCAGUAAAAACUCUGCCUGCAAAUAAAAGAGUUUGCUGCACAACCACUGCAAGCAGAAGAGGAGCUACUCAGCACCAGCCCAGACCGAACUGAGCCCUUUCCUUUAUCCUUCCCAAGGCUGAGCUUUCUGGGAACAGCCUGCGUAUGUGUGAGUGCGAGUGAGAAGUAUUUAACUAUGAAAAUUAGUAGUAAGAAUUCUUUCUCUCCCCUAGCUACAGAACUCCCCUCUGCCUUAGCCCAGGGUGUAGACACUCUGCACGCCUGUAUUUACACAUGCGUUUCUGCCAGGUGCGAGCCUAUAAUCCAUGGAUUAAAUGUUCUUUACGUGA